AUGUAUUCUUUACCACCCGAAGUUCAACUUGAUGUUUUAAAAUGUCUCAAUUUCAACCAAUUAUCCUCUAUCAAACAAACCAAUUUUUAUUUUAACAAUUUAAUUAAUAAAUGUCAGAAUAGAUUGGCACGAGUAAAAUUAAAAAAACUUGAAAUAUGGCAAGCGGCGUUAGAUGAAUCAGUUCCUUUGUUUUUACAUGAUUUUGGAUUUGGCUGGGACUUUGUUAUUCGUAUAGUCGACAAAGAAACCCUUUAUAUUUUAAAAUUGCCAAAUAUUCCAAAAAAUCUAAAAGAAUUGAUUAUUAUUCGCUUUUGGUUGAAACAACUUUUUGAAUGCUCUUUUGAACGUGCUUGUUUUAAAAAAAUUGUAUUUAAUCCAGAAAUGAUUGAUUUAUUAUUUGAUAACGACAAAACAAUUCCUUUACAAUUUCAUAUUCAAGAACCCUUUAUAUCUAUUGACAAUAAUAUAAUUAAAUAUAUUUUUAAAUUUGCUUGUAAUUAUUUGGCAGUUUCUGAAACUCUUAGUAUUUAUUCUUUCGAGAAUACAGAGAAACUUACAAAUACUUUAUUCAAUAUUUUGAAAAAUGAAGGCAAAAUAUUUCCAAAAAUUCGUUUCUUUGGACUUAGAACGACAAGGCUUCAUGAUCUUUUUGUUGAUGUGAGUUAA
Meloidogyne enterolobii is the source of this 666-nucleotide messenger RNA. NCBI's taxonomy places the organism in Eukaryota, Metazoa, Nematoda, Chromadorea, Rhabditida, Meloidogynidae. The record is from the annotation of a GenBank genome assembly.